Molecule: messenger RNA, 3829 nt
Organism: Schistosoma rodhaini
Lineage: Eukaryota; Metazoa; Platyhelminthes; Trematoda; Strigeidida; Schistosomatidae
Source: the annotation of a GenBank genome assembly
GUGUCCGUUACUACACAUUUAAGAUGGCUCCUUAUUUGAUUAAUAAUAAUAUCAGCGAUGUCCAGACACAAUAUGAUUGUUUGUUGCGCAUUUACUUGUAUUUUCGUGGUUAUACAGCUCUACAUUCAGCUGUAUGUACUUGUUUUCAAAAGUCCAUUUUUGUCUACUGUCGAAAUUUCAAGUCGUUUAAAGAAAAAUGAUAGCCAAAACAAGAUAACAAAGUGUUUUCGCAGUAACAAAUAUGUUUGGAGUGCUUACAACCGAACACAUUCCGAAAGCUGCAAACAAGUAUUUAUUGGUGUAGGUUGCUCUCCUGUUACAUACCAAAGAUUUUCUGGCAGCUUUUGUCAUAUUCAAGGUAAAGCUUAACCAUAUUACACAUUUGUCUUCUCUGCAACGUAUUUCUUUGCUUAGUUUCCUGUUACUAGGUAUUUAAUUGUUGGUUAAGCGUACAGCCAAUGUUAAAAUAUAUCCUUGUCUUUAGUAAUUCACAAAGGUUUUCUAAAGUUUAAGACUCAUCACACAUUUUACGAGGGCAAAUCUUUCGAUUUCGUCGAAUUGUUGGUUGAUCUUUUUCUUCUGUUUCAUUCCGUCCACUCUUUACCCACAUAGAAGAUAUUGAAUGGGAAAAAUCCGAAUUAGUAUUAAAAUCGAAUAGCAAUGGCCCUUUUAAGAUUUUUAAAGUCAGUCACCCACUGGACUUACUUUGGUGUUUAAAAAUUAUCAACAAGUACAGUACCCUUACAAUAUUGAUUUCUAAUGUUAACUUUCCCAAGUUUGAACUCCGUAUGAGACAAUUUUUACUUGGUGUUCAAUGCUACAUAUAUUAUUUUACUCCCUCUCCACCAGUUGUCAGCUUAAGUGCUGUUUAGACUCCUGUGUUUCUUAAUAUUCAGGUAACCUUAGCGAACAACCGUCAUUCGUAGGAUGCUUCCUCAUCCGUCACAGUGACCUUAUCUUCGUUAAAUCAAGUGAAUACAAAUAUGAUAAUGAUUGUCUGAGCAUCUGUCGUUCUCUGGGCAUAACAUAUUCAUGGUUAGGUCCUAGUCAUACAUGCCGGUGUAUGAUGCAGCUACCGAAGGAAUCAAGAAGCAUCCCUCUUUCUCAAUGCAACAUUACUUGUACCAUUGAAGGACACGGUUUUGGUCCUAAUAAUAAUCCAGUUUGUCCUGACCCAGUCCCUGUCCGGGUUUAUGCGACUAAGGCAAGUCUUCCUUGGCAUCCCGUUCCUCGUAAGUUCUAAUAGUUUUACUAUUUUCUGGACUAGCUUAUUAGUGUUUAUUCGAUAAAUAAUUUUCUAUAAGAAAUGUACUUUUUACACAAGUUUAUUUUGUUAUUUGCAUUAUUCAGUCACUUGAUAUCCAAACAAUGAGAUUAGGAUGGAUCGAACAAUGUGUAUUAAUAUUGUAUGUUUAAAGAAGUUAGUUGUAAAAAUAAUGAUACAAACAACAACCUAUGGGUUAUCAAGUUUCCCUUUAGAACACUUAGAUAAACUUAUUUCUUAGUUUCAAAAUAAUUUCAAGGUUUCUCCCGGAUUUUUAUCUCACAUAUUCCAGUAUUCAUCAUUACUUGACUUUCAAAUAUCGGAUUACUUAUUCGAACACUGUUCUACCUACCUUGGUCUGGGCGUUCUGGUUGCGUCACUGGCUUACAAAAAACAUAUAACCGAAAGUUUCUCUUAAGUCUGGUCUUACCGACCUAGUAUCUUCGAAACCAGUAAGAAUAGUCUAUCUACUUGUCUGGAAUGGAAGGAGUUGGCCCCAUAUCCGUCGAAUGUUUGAGCUAAUAUACAACGCUCGACAUUAUUAUUACAUUCAUGUGGAUGCGCGAUGUGGUUAUCUGUACACAAUGGUUAAAUCUUUUAUUGGAAAUUACCCGUCAAAUGUCUACCUAACAUCUCGCUUUUCGCCAAUAUGGGGUGGACAAAGUCUACUUGAUAUGUUCUUGUCAUCAUUAAAAGAUAUAUCCCUAAAUAUGAGUAGUUGGGAAUGGGACUUUGUGAUCAAUUUGAGUGAAAGCGAUUUGCCCAUCAGACCUAAUCAUGAACUGGUAACGUAUUUAAGUCACAAUCGGGAUAAAAUUUUUCUACGCUCAUUCAGUCAUACCGGGCAAAGUUUCCUAAGAAACCAAGGUUUCGAUCAGUUAUUCCUCGAAUGUGAUUCAUAUGUAUGGCACCUAGGUGAACGAUCGAUCCCAUCUGGAAUUAUUUUAGAUGGUGGUUCUGACUGGAUGAUACUGCCUAAAAUAUUUGUGGAUUAUGUUAUUUACAGUGAUUCUAAUUUAUUACGCGAUAUCAUGGAAUACUUCCGCUAUAGUUUGCUACCAGUCGAGAGCUUUUUUCAUACUGUUGCACAAAACACUCACUUUUGCACCUCAGUUAUCAAUCAUUAUCUGCGGUUUAUCAAUUGGAAAAGGCCACAAGGUUGUGGCUGUAAAUAUGGCAGUAUGGUUGAUUGGUGUGGUUGUUCUCCACUUACAUUGAACGGACCAAAAGAUGCAGAACUUUUAUGUGAACUAACCGGGAAAUGUUUAAAGCCAGAUUACAGAUUACAGCCAUUAUUUUUCGCUCGUAAAUUUGACUCAACUAUUGAUCUGGGGAUAAUAAAUUUUGUUGUACAUAAAUUGUUAGGGCGUUACGAUUUAACAGUUAACCUACGUAAUGACAACUACUAUUUGGAAAAUAUCUACUCAAAAGAGGAGGAUUCAUUAGUAGAUAAUGCACAUCAACAGGCAUUGUAUUUAGCUUUGAAGUGUUUAUCAAAGAAACUAAUGUAUCAACUUUUACGAAGUUAUAACUACAAUCCUAAUUUGCUGUAUAUAAAAUCAUCGUUGUUGAAUAGUUUUGCGUUGUUCAAUGCAACAGGUUGGGAAGAAUUCGAUCAUAUUCCAUCGAAUGAGCUAUUAAAUAUGUGGGUUAAUAAAAGGAACAUUGUACCUCCAUUAGUAAUACAAGUUCGGUUGACAGAAUUUACAAAUUUGAGUAUCAUUAACGAUAGAAACCACUUUAUCUUAGAAUUCUUGGUACAUCCACCGUCACUUAGUUUCACUACUGUAGAUACCAUUAAUAAUUUAUUACCCGGUGAUAUUGGGUUUCUAGAAAUCAGUUCAAAUUUCGAUGUCAAAGAACAAAUAUUUCGCAAUUAUCCACGUUUUUUAACAUUACAAGAAACCCUAACUAUUUUAGUUUUAUGGAAAGGGAAUUCCAAUCAUAAAAUAUACAAAACUUCAGUUGUAUUCACUUUAAUCAAUCCCUUAGGCAUACCUUGUUUGAAACAACUCAAAUUACCACUUGUACAAAAUGAGCAUACUGUUCGGUCAUUGGCUAUGCCAGAACUAUAUAUCACUACGAGUCUAUUUAAAAACACAAUUUUAACGAAUUGUGUACAAAAGGAUGUUAAUAUUGUUCCUGGUGAAUGGACCAUCAUUGCCGUUGCUUCAAGUGGACAGAUUAGUCGUGCCAAAUUCGUUCUAUUCGACCCAUUGAAGCUUAGCCAGUCAUUAAGACUUCCUCACAAAUUGUUGGCAGACAAGAAAUUGUUCGAUUCAGAGUCUUGGAAUUCUGUUCAAGUGACUGACUUUUGUAUAAUCCAACAGUUGACUAAAGGGAAAUUGAAUUCGCUGUAUACUAACAAGAUUAACAAUAUUAACUUUCGCAUUUUUAACGGUUUUUUAAAUGAUUUUCAUCGGAAUUGUACUACUGUUCAGUGGAGUUCCUUUUUUAAAUAUUCUCAUUUGUAAUCCUUUUUUAUUCGCGAACUUUUGACCAGUUCCGCUUCCCUCUUUGUAAAUAUUCACAGUUUAGCUUUAAUUAUAUCCACUUUCUUAAAGU